Molecule: messenger RNA, 2777 nt
Organism: Lucilia sericata (common green bottle fly)
Lineage: Eukaryota; Metazoa; Arthropoda; Insecta; Diptera; Calliphoridae
Gene: Naa30A
Product: N-alpha-acetyltransferase 30A
Exons: 4
Coding region: 300-1568 (422 amino acids)
Biological process (GO): N-terminal peptidyl-methionine acetylation
Cellular component (GO): NatC complex
Molecular function (GO): protein-N-terminal amino-acid acetyltransferase activity
Source: RefSeq, a predicted model, not a curated record
AUAAAUGUCACUGCAAAAUCAUUGUGAAAAAAGAACUUCAUCUAGGAGGAAAAAUCUUAUUGAAUUGCUAAGGAAAAAUCUAUUUAAAUUAAAUAAUUUUAUGGAAAAUAUGUUUGAAAAGUAAACAGAAAAGCCCAUAAAACUAAAAGCAGAGAGCAAGAAGAAAAAAAUCAAGGAAGAAAGAAUAAAAACGAAAAAAAGAAAACCUUUUUUUUUGUAAGAAAAUAUUUUAAAUAUUUGCUAUUUUUUUAAGUAAACAAAAACAUAAAAUUAUAAUAUAUAAAAUUUAAACAAGUGCAAUGGAACAAAUAAAAGGCUCUUUGGGGAGCCAAAUGCAAACACAGCAGCAGCAGCAACAACAACAACAAAAUCAAUCAAAGAAAAAAUCUAAAAAUAAAAAGAAAAGCUCCAAAAAUGAGUCAAAUACAGCAGCGGUGGUGACAACAAGGUCUAACGAGGAACAAGAACAGCAGCCAAUUGAGGGGGUGUUGGUGGAAAAUGGUCUAACAGAUCAACUGAAGCAACAGCUGCAUAUAGGCAACGACAACAACACUAAUAAUAGUUGUAGCAGUAGUAGUAGCAACAGCAACAAGGUCAAUGGCCUUAUGACAGAAAAUUUGAAAAAAUCUAAAGCCUGCCCUCCCACUACUACAACAAAUGAUAAACUGCAACAACCUGCUUUAAAUGGCCAUCAUGUGGAGGAGUCUUUGUCAACGACUAAUGGUGAUAACUCUUGUCCACCACAACAGGCAGUGAAUAAGAAAUCAAAACGAAAACCUAAUAAUAAAAAAUUAAACACGUCUCUAGAAGAUAAAGAAACACAACUGGAGAACGGACACUGCCCUGAAAUGGUAACAAAUGGUUUUAGCCACCAGGAGCCACAACAAAUUUUAGCAAACGAAACAAAACUUAACACUGCCAUGACCGCCGUCGCCGCCAACAACAGCAAUGCUACUAAAAGCACACCUAGCAACAAUACUAAUGAAAAAACGAAAGCAGAAAGUUUAGAACCGCAGUCUAAGAAAGAGAAACCGGAAGAUGGAAAAGCAUUAGAAGCAAACGCUGUAGAGCCGAUAGCUUUAAGUAAAAGUCCUGAAUUGGAUUUGACAAAUGUUCAUAUUGAGUACAAGGAAUAUGAGUCUGAAUUACAAAUGCAUGAUAUAAUGCGUCUGAUACAAGCCGAACUAUCCGAGCCUUACUCAAUCUAUACUUAUCGCUAUUUCAUAUAUAAUUGGCCCAAAUUAUGUUUUUUGGCUGCCCAUGGCAAUGAGUAUGUGGGUGCUAUUGUGUGCAAGCUGGAUAUGUACAUGAAUGUGAGGCGUGGCUAUAUAGCCAUGUUGGCCGUGCGCAAAGAAUAUAGGAAACUUAAAAUUGGCACAACAUUAGUGCAAAAAGCCAUAGAGGCCAUGUUAGCCGACAAAGCCGAUGAAGUUGUUUUGGAAACGGAAAUGAGCAAUUUGCCUGCUUUGCGUUUGUAUGAAAAUUUAGGUUUUGUACGAGAUAAACGUCUUUUCCGUUACUAUUUAAAUGGUGUCGAUGCUUUGCGUUUAAAACUAUGGUUUAGAUGAGAUACUUAGUAACACCUCCCAACAAUAAUAACAACAAAAUCAAACAAAACUUGUAAAUCAUAAAAUAUUUUUCUUUAAAAUUAAGUACUUUUUUUUUUUUUGCUAGAGGAAACAAACACCCCAUUAACUAUUUAAAACAAAACAUUAAUAAAUUCAGCAUACAUGUAACAAAAACUAUACAUUUUUAUUUAAAUAUUAAACAAAAAACAUUGGAAAAAAGAGUAAAAAUUAAGGUUUUGGCAGUUGGUAAUGUUUAAAAAAAUAUUUUUGAAGAUCUUAUUUCUAAGAAUAAGAUUUUAAUUAAUAUUUAGUUAAAGCCAAAGCUGAAAUAUCUUAUGUUUUUAGCACAAACUGAGUUAAAUAUUUUAACUUAUUUUUUUAUAUAUUUAAUUAAAAUUAAAAGAAAAACCUUGUGUGUAAAAAUCAAAAUGUAAUUAUUUAUAUGGAAAUACAUUUGGCAAAUAAGAACAACAACAAUUGUGUGUUUAGUUAAGAGAUGUGAUUUAGUGAAAAGAAGCAAUUAAUAUUUUGGUCUUAAUAACAAAUCGUGUGGCAUAAGAAAAAACUUUAUAUUAAAACGUGAAAAUAAAUACUUUAUGUGAAAAAAAAGAAAAAAUUUGUAUAAAUGUGAAACUGUUAGUAGUUUGUAAAUUCUUUAUAAUUUCUUUUAGCAUUAAUUAUAAUAAUUAGCUGCUUAUAAGUAUAUUAAAUAUAAACCCUAAAGCUUUUUAACUAAUUUCGCUUAAAAACACACACAAAAUUGAACAAAUUCUUUAGUAAUAUAUGACAAAGUGUCUUAAACUAACCAACAAUUUUGUGUUAAUUAUUAAGAUUUUAACUAAUUUUUAUAAAUUUUUAAAAAUUUAUAAAAAAUGCUAAAAAAUUUGUUUGAAAUUUCUUUAAAAUCUUAAGACUGAGUUAAAAAUAAAUAAUUGAAAUUCUUAUUAAGAUUUAACAAAAUAAAUCUAAAAUUCUAUAACUUUCUUUAAACAAAGUGUUUUAAAAUUUUCUACUAAUUUCUCCUUAAAAUUUAAGUUGUAAAUUUGCAAAAAUAUUUAAUAGCCCCUUAAACCUAUUUUGCCUAAAAUAACUAACACAAGUAGACCAUAAUAAGCAUAUAAAGUAAUAACUGUGUAAUACAUAUUAAUCAUCAUAUUAUAGUUAUUGUAAGUUACUAAUAAAAAACAUUGUUAACAAAAAAAAAAAAAA